Molecule: messenger RNA, 577 nt
Organism: Exaiptasia diaphana
Lineage: Eukaryota; Metazoa; Cnidaria; Anthozoa; Actiniaria; Aiptasiidae
Exons: 2
Coding region: 68-577 (169 amino acids)
Biological process (GO): calcium ion transmembrane transport; regulation of cytosolic calcium ion concentration; manganese ion transport
Cellular component (GO): membrane; cation channel complex
Molecular function (GO): store-operated calcium channel activity; inositol 1,4,5 trisphosphate binding
Source: RefSeq, a predicted model, not a curated record
CUCAAAACRCUUYCACAUCCCRUAUUUCGUAUUUCUUCGAGACACCCUGAGCUAUGUAGCAUUACUUAUGCUUCAUAUUGCUGUGUGUGUACAGCCGUCUGGUCUACGAUUAAGUGUUCUGGAAUGGUUCAUCAUGGYGUUCUUUAUUGGAAGGUUUAUGCAAGAAGUUGAUCAGUCAACAUCAGAAAGAGAUGAAAUACACGAUUUAAAAACACGUUACUCAAAUGAUUUUUGGAACAAACUAGAUGUUGUUACGAUAAUCUGGUACAUCGUAACUUUUAUUUUCCGCAUGGUCACAUGGUCAUUGACGUCACAGCUCAUUGGGAAUGAGUGGCUCGUUGUUACUUCCUAUUUGUAUGGCAUUAACGCUGGUUUGCUAAGUUUGAGGGUCUUUGGACAGAUAAUGGAAGUGAAACAAGCAACUGGGACAAAGCAGAUUGCCUUAAUGCGCAUUAUCAAUGCCGUGUUUGUGAUCCUUGUGCAGAUGGUGGCCGCCAUUACAGGAUUUUCUUUGAUACUAACAAAAAUCUACGUCAGUGAGAUUUCAUACGUGGGGAAUAAAACAUCUCAUGGGUGA